AUGGGAGCCCCUUCAAGCCCCGACCGUGAGCUGGAGUCGAAGCAAUCACCCCCACCAUAUUCUCCAUACAUCGAUCCUGAGCUGACAACGGAGUCGGCCGAUGUCUAUACCGAUGGCCGCAUUGACGUCAAUCUAGAAUCCAAGCUUGCGAAAUCGCUCGCUCAAAUUGCCGACCAGCAGCAAGAUACAUAUCCUCCACUGCUAGAGAAUCUUGGUGCUGAUAUCCCGGGAUCAUUUCCCUGUGAUUUGAAACUAAAUAUAGUGAUCCAGAUUGUGGGUAGCCGUGGGGAUGUGCAGCCCUUUAUUGCAUUAGGAAACGCACUGCAAAAGCAUGGCCAUCGUGUUCGUAUCGCCACCCACGGAGUCUUCGAGAACUUUGUUAAGGAGUCUUACUUGGAAUUCUUUUCAAUCGGUGGUGACCCAGCACAGCUCAUGGCCUAUAUGGUCAAAAAUCCGGGUCUAAUUCCGCAGAUUAAAACCCUCCGUGACGGGGAGAUCAAAAAGAAGCAACGCAUGGUAGCAGAAAUGCUCGAUGGAUGUUGGAGAUCAUGUAUUGAGGACGAUACUGAUACUCUGGAGCCAUUUGUGGCAGAUGCAAUUAUUGCCAAUCCACCUAGCUUUGCGCAUAUUCAUUGCGCACAGGCUUUGGGCAUCCCUGUUCACUUGAUGUUCACUAUGCCUUGGAGCAGUACCAAGGCCUUUCCUCAUCCCCUGGCGAAUCUUCACUCUGAGACUAUGGAUGCAAGCCAAGCCAACUGGGUAUCGUACGGAGUGGUCGAAUGGCUAACAUGGCAAGGCUUGGGAGAUGUUAUCAACCGGUGGAGGUCUUCGAUCGACCUAGCACCCGUUCCAAGGACUGAGGGACCGUGUCUUGCAGAAGCCUUGGAGAUCCCGUUUACUUAUUGUUGGUCGCCCGCCUUAGUCCCAAGACCACGGGAUUGGCCAGCCCAUAUUGAUGUUUGCGGGUUUUUCUUCACAGAACCGUCUUCAUAUACCCCACCACCAGAGCUAGCGGAAUUUCUAGAGGCGGGACCGCCUCCAAUAUACAUUGGCUUCGGCAGCAUUGUUGUCGAUGAUCCUCAAAGACUGAUUAAUACUGUGAUAGAAGCAGUCACCCUGUCUGGCGUAAGAGCAAUUGUUUCAAAGGGCUGGAGUGAGCUGGCAGGCCCUCAAAAUGACAACAUCCUUUAUCUCGGUGACUGUCCACAUUCGUGGCUUUUUCAACAUGUAGCUGCUGUGGUUCACCAUGGAGGAGCUGGAACGACCGCUUGUGGUCUAUUAAACGGGCGGCCUACUGCGAUAGUGCCGUUCUUUGGCGAUCAACCAUUCUGGGGUAAUAUGGUCGCAGAAGCCGGGGCUGGUUCAUACCCGAUCCCACAUGCCACGCUUGAACCCGAAACGCUGGCUGCUGCAAUUCAAUUCUGCCUUACGCCAGCUGCUGCCGCAGCCGCACAUGAGAUUUCAAUCAAGAUGCAGAGCGAAUGCGGAGUCGCAGCUGCUGUGGACUCGUUCCAUCGUAAUUUGCCUCUCGAUAGAAUGCGAUGCAGCAUCAUUCCCGAACAAAUAGCGGUAUGGACAUAUACUAAGGGAAAGAAGCCACUGCAUUUGUCUAAGGCAGCUGUGAACAUUUUGAUUGAACACAACAGAAUUGAAGCUAAGCACAUCAAAUGCUACCCCAUUAACCCUAUACUGAUUGAGAACCGUCGAUGGGAUCCAUUGACCGGGGUCCUGUCCGCUGCCACAGCCACUGGCUCCAAUAUGCUACAAUCGACAGGCGAAAUGUUUUAUAAUCCAUAUAAGGAAUUUAAACGAGGCCGUGCCAAAGAUUCUACCCAGAGAAGCACGAAUGAUACACCUCGAUCUUCAAGUUCCACAGGAUCGGGAUCUAUAACUUCCGGAACGAUGUCAAAUAAAGGCUCGCACUUAGAAAAGAGUGGUCGACCACCUAUGAAUCGAUCCCAGAGUUCCCGAGAACAGGAUGGAUUCCAAACUGCAGGAAAUAUGGUAGGAGCGACAUUGCAGGGCUUCGGCAAAUUUUCCGCUACCUAUCUCAGGGGUGUUAUCGUGGAUAUUCCUCAUGCUGCAGCAGAGGGCUUUCGAAGGGCACCUCAGCUCUAUGGUGAAAAGCCGAAAGACUAUGGAACGGUUCAGGAUUGGAAAUCAGGAUUCAAGGUUGGUGGGAAGAAUUUCGUUGGUGGCAUGACCAGCGGCGUAACGGGCAUGUUCACGCAUCCCAUGAAAGGGGCAAUCGACGAGGGAUCGGCGGGUGCUGUUAAAGGUCUGGCUAGAGGCGCCCUUGGAAUGGCUACAAAAAUGCCUUCCGGUGAGUGA
This is a messenger RNA of Penicillium macrosclerotiorum, 2331 nucleotides long. RefSeq names its product putative sterol glucosyltransferase. The transcript has 6 exons. Bases 1 to 2331 code for a protein of 776 amino acids. Gene Ontology annotation, biological process: carbohydrate metabolic process. Gene Ontology annotation, molecular function: hexosyltransferase activity; UDP-glycosyltransferase activity. The record is from RefSeq and is a predicted model, not a curated record. Lineage: Eukaryota; Fungi; Ascomycota; Eurotiomycetes; Eurotiales; Aspergillaceae.